This is a messenger RNA of Populus euphratica (Euphrates poplar), 892 nucleotides long. Its product is annotated as polycomb group protein VERNALIZATION 2-like. Gene Ontology annotation, cellular component: nucleus. The record is from RefSeq and is a predicted model, not a curated record. Gene Ontology annotation, molecular function: chromatin DNA binding. The transcript has 3 exons. Bases 394 to 753 code for a protein of 119 amino acids. NCBI's taxonomy places the organism in Eukaryota, Viridiplantae, Streptophyta, Magnoliopsida, Malpighiales, Salicaceae.
GGAAAUCGGAAACAGAUAAGGGAGAACGUGAACUUAGAAUUCAGAGCUAAAUUCUAAAACGGGCGAAAAAAGAGGCCAAUUGAUGGACGUCUAAUCUAAUCUAAUUAGUUUAGUUAGGUAUUAACCCGACGACCAUUUUCCUCCUCCCUUUGACCUCUUCCUCCUCACUUUCUACUGUUCUACCAAGAAUCCAAAUUUGAAUUCGGUGAUUUUCCUGCAAAAAAUUCCAACUACCAAUUUCAAUUUUUUUUUCACCUAUCUUCUUGUCUCCUUGUACUUUACAUUAAUUUACUGCCGUUAGGGUGCUUUAAAAUUCAAAUUUGGUCCGUGGACUAUCCUAGAUUUGUUCUGAUUAGGGAUUUCUAUCGCGAAUCAAGCUGAGCUAGGUUAUCGAUGAUGCUUCAAGCUGUUGUUUUUGAUCGUAUGCAGUUUUUUUUUAAUUAUUUAACUGGUAUGAAACAGGAAUUUGUAACGGAGAAAAUGUGCCAUCAGAAUUGUGGCGUGGAGCAUUUGUCCGUAGAAGAGGCAAUUGCAGCUGAUGAGAGUCUACUUAUUUACUGCAAGCCUGUUGAGCUUUACAAUAUCCUUCGCCGCCGUGCUCAAGACAACCCUUCAUUUCUUCGAAGAUGUUUGCGUUACAAAAUAAAAGAAAGGCGUAAAAAGAGGUUAAGAGAUGGAAUUGUAAUUUUCAACUACAAGGACUACAAGAACAUGCUACGAAAGACUGAAGGUUAUUCCGACUCUUCUGCGUAAUGCUUUUAAGAUUUUGUCCUUGCAUGUUACUUGUUUUCUCUGUGUUUGUUUUAUUUUUUUGUGGAUUGCUGGUAAACUUUUAAGAUUCAUGUUCUACUGACUAAAUUUGUCCCACCAUGAUUUUCUAAAGUAAAAUUGU